Molecule: messenger RNA, 2713 nt
Organism: Rhodamnia argentea
Lineage: Eukaryota; Viridiplantae; Streptophyta; Magnoliopsida; Myrtales; Myrtaceae
Product: G-type lectin S-receptor-like serine/threonine-protein kinase RKS1
Exons: 7
Coding region: 102-2642 (846 amino acids)
Biological process (GO): protein phosphorylation; recognition of pollen
Molecular function (GO): ATP binding; protein serine/threonine kinase activity
Source: RefSeq, a predicted model, not a curated record
CAUUUGAGAAGUUUCUGUCUUAAUGGUUACAAGGCAAAAGCCUUAUAUCUCUGCUUUCCUGCCUGAAACAUAAGCACGCUGCAUCCCCAUCUAAGAACGACAUGAACACUCGAUCAGUGUCCUUACCCAUCCUGUUUUUAUUUCUUCUACUUCAUUUGAUUGAUUCUUUGGACACCCUUGCCCUGAACGAUACCCUGAGAGACGGUGAUGUCUUAAUCUCCCGAGGAAGGAAAUUUGCUCUCGGUUUCUUCAGCCCGGGUAAUUCAAGCUUGCGUUACGUUGGGAUUUGGUUCUAUGGACUACCGGAGCGAACUGUCGUUUGGGUCGCUAACAGGGGGAAUCCCGUGAAUGAUACUUCAGGAGUUGUUGCACUUGGUCAUUAUGGAAACUUAGUGAUCCAUGAAAACAGAGGGGGCUUUCCCAUUUGGUCAACCAAUGUUUCUUCGACGACUUUGAAUGGUUCUACUACUGCCCAGCUUUUGGAUUCAGGUAAUCUGGUUCUGAAUCAUGAUUUGAGCAAAGUGGUUAUUUGGCAGAGCUUUGAUUAUCCCACAGAUACCUUUCUUCCGUCCAUGAAACUUGGGUUGGACCGGAGAACCGGUUUGAACUGGUUCCUGACAUCUUGGAAGUCCGAAGAUGAUCCAGCACCAGGCAGUUGUUCAUUCAGGUUUGAACCGACAGGGUACCCACAGUUGUUCCUUUACAAGGAUCAAGCUCCAUAUUGGCGGGGCGGACCAAUCCCUGAGAGACCGCAACGCGGCGUUCCCGAGGCAGCUUAUUAUCUUAUUUUUAGCAAUAUCACAAUUGUGAAUAAUGCGAUGGAGGUUUCUCUGAUGUAUGGCGUCACCAAUGCAUCGGUAAUUGUUAGAAGUGUGGUGCAUGAGUCAGGGUCAGUUAAUCACUUCACAUGGCACGAUGAAGAGCAGCGGUGGACCGAAUUUGCUUACUAUCCAAAGGAGCAGUGUGACCACUACAGCAACUGUGGGCCUAAUGGCAACUGUGGUGCAAACAGCGCAGACCAGCUCGACUGCACAUGCCUGCCUGGCUUUGAGCCCAAGUCUCCAAGCGAUGGGUACCCAUGGGAUGGAUCAGGCGGGUGCAAGAGGAGGCAAGGCGCGUCAAUGUGUCGAAGUGGGGAAGGUUUCGUGAAGUUAAAACGGGUGAAGUUGCCAGACACUUCAACAGCACAUGUCGACAUGAGCCUGAGCUUGGAGGAGUGUGAGCAGGAAUGCUUAAGGGACUGCAAUUGCACAGCUUAUUCAAGUGCGCCUGAAAGUGUGGGGGAGCAUGGAUGUCUCAAAUGGUAUGGAGAUUUGAUGGAUACAAGGACAUUUUCAGACUUGGGUGAAGAUUUUUAUGUUCGGGUCGAUGCAACUGACUUAGCUCAGUAUAGGAAAAGAAGUACUCUUGUCAAGAAGGCGAUGGUGCCAACGAUAUCGGUAUCUGCAGUAGUGUUGCUGCUCUUAGGCUCCCUUAUGUACUGCCUUUUGCUGAAGAGGAAAAGAGCAGAUAGAAGAGGGCGUAAUCAUCUGUUAAGUGUUACCACAAGCUCAACAUAUUUUGAGGGACUUCCAGGUCUGAAAGAACUUGACAGCGAAGCUAGGCGAAAAACAGAUAUACCGGUCUUUGAUUUUGGAACUGUAGCUGCAGCCACAAGCAAUUUUUCCUCGGCCAAUGAGCUUGGCCAAGGCGGUUUUGGAUCCGUAUAUAAGGGCGUGAUGAAUAAUGGAACAGAAAUAGCAGUUAAAAGACUAUCGAAAUAUUCUGGACAAGGAAAUGCAGAGUUCAAGAAUGAAGUCAGAUUGAUUGCCAAGCUCCAACACCGGAAUCUGGUGAAAAUCUUAGGUUGCUGCAUUCAAGAAGACGAGAGACUGUUAAUUUAUGAGUAUUUACCCAAUAAAAGCUUGGAUUCAUUACUUUUUGAUGAAACAAAGAGAUCAAUUCUGGAUUGGGGAAAGAGGUUCGAAAUUGCAUAUGGGGUAGCUCGAGGACUCAUGUAUUUACACCAGGAUUCGACAUUGAGGAUAAUCCACAGAGAUUUGAAAGCUAGCAAUGUCUUAAUGGAUGUUGCAUUGAACCCCAAGAUUUCAGAUUUUGGGAUGGCUAGGAUAUGUGGAGGAGACCAAAUUGAAGGAAACACGAAGCGCGUGGUCGGGACAUAUGGGUACAUGGCACCAGAGUAUGCUAUGCAAGGCCGCUUUUCUAUCAAAUCGGAUGUGUAUAGUUAUGGAGUUUUGUUGUUAGAGAUCAUUACAGGCCAACGAAAUAGCGGGUGCUAUCAUAUGAACCCAUUUGGCAAUUUAAUUGGCCAGUUGUUUGGUAUGGGUUCUUCCCAGGUAUGGGAGCUGUGGAAAGAGGGAAGACGCAUGGACAUUGUGGACACAUCAAUGGACAAGACAUAUUCCGAGGAGAUGGUAUCAAGGUGCAUUCAAAUAGGUCUUCUGUGCGUGCAGAGAUACGCGUCGGACAGACCAACUAUGUCCACAUUGGUUUUCAUGUUGGGGAAUGCCGAUGUGGUACUUCCAUCCCCGAAACAGCCAGCGUUCAUUGACGAGAGUGCCUCCCAUGGAGAUAUCCCGGGGACAUGUCAAGGAACAUGUUCUGUUAACAGAAUAACGACUACUGUAGUUGAAGCUAGGUAGACCCAUGCCAUCACAAAUGAACUGCGUAAUCUACUGAAGUUGAGAAAUGAGAUCCUUCCUGUGUCAGUAAU